This is a messenger RNA of Drosophila subobscura, 1868 nucleotides long. RefSeq lists its product as uncharacterized. Bases 90 to 1670 code for a protein of 526 amino acids. NCBI's taxonomy places the organism in Eukaryota, Metazoa, Arthropoda, Insecta, Diptera, Drosophilidae. The transcript has a single exon. The record is from RefSeq and is a predicted model, not a curated record. Gene Ontology annotation, molecular function: polynucleotide 3'-phosphatase activity; double-stranded DNA binding; ATP-dependent polydeoxyribonucleotide 5'-hydroxyl-kinase activity. Gene Ontology annotation, biological process: DNA repair.
UGGCUCUGCUGGCGUCGCUGUUUUUUUGCGAAUUUGUUUUCUUUGCCUCCAGCACAACAAAAUAAUGUUUAAUUCAAAGAAGCUGCAUAAUGUCUGUGGCUAAAUAUCUAAAUCGAACAGUUGGGAUGAGUGGCAUAGAGGCUGUGUCGAGGACCUGCACACUCAGGCCCAGGGAGGCCGAACACAGCGCCAUCCGUUUGUCCGCGGGCGAGAAUUUCGUGGGACGCAGCAAGGAAACCGGCAUUCGGGACUCGCGCUGCUCCAAGCAGCAGCUACGACUGCACGUGGAUCCCAAGAGUUGUGGCAUUACCUUGAAGGUUCUGGGCAUGAACCCGUGCGGCAUCAACGGAGUGAUGGUUAUGCAGCACACGGAAUGCGAGCUGAAACAUGGGGAUCUGGUGGAAAUAGUCUACGGCCGGCAUGGCUACGAAGUGGUAUUCAGCCCUCCACCUGUUGAGUCUACGGAGGAGAAGCCAGAGGAGAACGUUCCAGUUGCAGUCGCAUCUGCAGCCACUGAGGAGGAGAAAUGGGCUUCAGUGGCCAAGGGAAAAUUGGUUAUCUACACCAGCGCUGGAGUCGUGGCCUCGGCGAAAAUUGCCGGCUACGAUAUGGAUGGAACCAUUAUAAAGACAAAGUCGGGCAAUGUAUUCCCCAAGACCACUGACGACUGGCAGAUCAUCUUCCCAGAGGUGCCACAGAAACUGAAGAGCCUGCACAAGGAUGGCUUCAAGAUCUGUUUCUUCACCAACCAGGCCGGCAUUGCUAAGGGCAAGGUAUCGCUGGAUGACUUCAAGGUGAAGAUAAAGCAAAUAGUCAAGAAGUUGGCUGUACCCAUCCAAGUAUUCAUAGCGGUGGGCGGCGGCUACUACCGCAAGCCGCUGCCCGGCAUGUGGGAGCAUCUGCAGGACGAAAUGAACGACGGAGUGGCCAUACAGCUGGAUCGGAGCUUCUUCGUGGGCGACGCCGCUGGCAGACCCGAAGUGGGCAAGGGAGCGACCAAGCAGCGCAAGGAUCACUCGCUGGCCGACCGACUCUUUGCCUCCAACAUUGGACUCUCGUUCUACACCCCGGAAGUGCAUUUCCUGGGCAAGCGAUUGGAGCAGUGGAACAAGCCCGACUUUGAUCCCACCUGUGUGCACGAUCAGCUACCGCAGUUUGAGCCAAACGAUGUCCAGUUCGACGGGGGCACGUGCGAGAUGAUCAUCAUGGUCGGCCUGCCCGGUUCGGGGAAGAGUCACUUCUGUGCCGAGGUGCUGAAGACUCGGGGCUAUGAAAUUGUCAAUGCAGACACUUUGGGCAGCACGCAAUCCUGCCUUAAUAGCUGCAAGCGCCUGCUGAGCUCUGGAAAAUCGUGUGUGGUGGACAAUACCAAUGUGGAUGCUGCAUCCCGCAAGAAGUUCCUGGCCCUAGCUGACGAACUGAAGAUCCCCUGUCGCUGCUUUGUGAUGAACGUGUCCACGGCUCAGGUGAAGCACAACAUUGCCUUUCGCGAGCUCUUGGAGACGCCACACUCCCAAAUCAGCGACAUGGUCUUCAACAUGAUGAAGAAAAAGUACAAGGACCCAGCGCUCGACGAAGGUUUCGUCACCAUACACAGAGUGAAUUUUGUGCCGCACUUUGCCGACGAGAAGGAAAAGAGGCUGUACAAGUUGUUUUUGGUGGAAAAGUAAUACGAUUCCGCUUUAAUCCAAUGUGAAUAUUCGCUUGGCAAUGUCCCCAAUGAGCCAGUCCAUGGAGCUAAGCAGCUUCUCCCCAGUCACAGCGCUCACGCCAACCACCAGCCAGUGGUGGGUGGUGAUGUCAUCCAAAUGAAGUAUCUACAAUUUAAGCAGCUUAAAGUUAAUAAAUAUUGUUAAAUACUCGUAAUA